This is a messenger RNA of Selaginella moellendorffii, 2093 nucleotides long. RefSeq names its product cytochrome P450 CYP736A12. The transcript has 2 exons. The coding region runs from base 397 to 1890 and encodes 497 amino acids. The record is from RefSeq and is a predicted model, not a curated record. Gene Ontology annotation, molecular function: iron ion binding; monooxygenase activity; heme binding. Lineage: Eukaryota; Viridiplantae; Streptophyta; Lycopodiopsida; Selaginellales; Selaginellaceae.
UCUCGGUUGGGGUGAGCUCGCAAAAGCUCAUGAUCCCGGGGAUUGCAAACUCCGCGUAGAGAUUGUUGGCGCCCUAGGGAAUGAGAGCGUCCCCUUUUGGGGACUGGGCGUGUUGGCCUACUUGCUCACCUUUCCUGGUUUUGAUCAAAAUCUAAAAGAAUAACAUCCAGUAUGCGGUGCUUUGUUGGCUUAUGUGCUGGAUGUCAUGUAGUCUUUCUUGCGUUUCGCCCCUCUCACUUGGUUAAUGUAAGCAGCAAGACUUUGCCGUUUGGUUUGUUCGGAUGCUUCUGGGGCGAAUUUCACACUUCGGAAUUUUUCGAAACAAGAGCCUUGCCUGAUGUCAGAUGAAGUUUCUCCUAUAAGAGCAGUCGUCUUAAUCGAACAAACACCACACGAAUGGAUCUAGCACUUGCUGUCAGCUUUGCAAUUUCCAUCGCUCUCUGGGGCUUGUGGCUCUUGAAAGCUCGUUCAAAUCUUCCACCAAGUCCAUGGGGAUUGCCCCUGAUUGGCCACUUACACUUGCUAGCGGGAAUGCCCCCGCACAAAGCAUUGCAACGCAUGGCCAACAAGUAUGGUCCUAUUAUUUCCUUGAGGUUGGGAAUGAUCCCAACUGUGGUGAUCUCCAGCCCGGAGCUUGCCAAGGAGGUGUUCACCACACAUGAUCUAAAUUUUGCUUCCAGGCCGUACAUGGUUUUCGGCGAGUAUUUCAGUUAUAGCUCUGUUGGACUUGUAAGUAGUCCCCAUGGAAAGCUAUGGCGAAACACCCGCAAGCUGUGUACAACGGAGCUCUUCACGGCCCAGCGUAUCGACUCUUUCUCUUGGGUCAGAAGGGAGGAGCUCUCGCGUGCCUUGGAGGGGAUUUUGAAGGCUCAUGGCAAUGACAAGCCUGUGGAGGUGAGAAAAGUGGCCAGUGUUUUUGCCUUCAACAUCACAUCACGAAUUGUGAUGAGCAAGAGGUACUUUGGUGACGAAAACGUGGAUGCCGAUGCCAUGGAAUUCAAGGAGCUCAAUGACAAUGUUCUUGAGCUGACCAUCAAUCCCUGUCUUAGCAACUUGGUGCCCUGGUACCUGAGAUGGCUGGACUGGCAGAUCCCUCGGUACAAGCGAAUCCAUGCCAAGCAAGACAAGUUCUUGCAAAAGAUCGUUGACGAGCACAAGGAGACAACACGAAAAUGCAAGGACUUCCUUGAUAUCAUGCUUGACUUCUUUGGAGCAGGGACACAAGGGGAGACUUAUGUGAAGGCAAACCUCAUGGAGAUGUUAAUUGGUGGAACUGAUACCACCAGCACUGCAAGUGAGUGGCUCAUGGCUGUAUUGAUGCACGAUCCUCGAGUCAUGGCCAAGCUCCGCGAGGAGCUCGACAGGGUUGUGCGCAACACUCGGAUGGUGCAAGAGUCGGACCUCCCAAAGCUCGAAUAUCUCCAGCUCGUGCUCAAGGAGACAUUGAGACGCUAUCCUCCGGGUGCCAUAAUUAUGCCGCACAUCUCAAGCCAAGCAUCCAACGUUGGCGGCUUUCACGUUCCAAAAGGGACCACUCUCCUGGUGAAUUCAUGGGCGAUUGGAAUGGAUCCGGCAGUAUGGGAGAAUCCCACACAAUUCCACCCGGAGCGCUUCUUGGGGAGCUCCAUCGACGUCAAAGGCCAAAACUUUGAGCUCCUCCCGUUUGGAUCCGGCCGUAGAAAGUGUCCAGGAAUGGCCAUGGGAUUGCGAGCAGUGGAGCUUCUCGUGGCGAAUCUUAUCCAUGGCUUCGAUUGGAGCUUUGUGCCCGGGACAACGCCGUCCAUGGAAGAUGUUUUUCGCAGUGCUAUUCAGCUCAAGACCCCAUUGCAAGCCAUGGCAAGUCCAAGGUUCCCAAAGGAUGUCUACAUCAAUCAGACAUCACAUCUUUAGUCACCAUGGACUUCGCUACAAAUAAUUCUACUCAAUGCUGGCUAGACUUGCGUCUCUCCCACUCCACAAUGUGAUAUAUAGAUCGGAGAAAUCUUGGUUGUCCCAGCAAUAUAUACAUUGUCAGAUCCAAAUUCCAAGGAGAGUGGAGAACUGCCAUUUGAAGGUCUAGUGUAGCCUCGGUCCUGACAAGACGAUCUUUCCAA